Aphis gossypii (cotton aphid) is the source of this 3857-nucleotide messenger RNA. Its product is annotated as zinc finger protein 76-like. Gene Ontology annotation, biological process: regulation of transcription by RNA polymerase II. NCBI's taxonomy places the organism in Eukaryota, Metazoa, Arthropoda, Insecta, Hemiptera, Aphididae. The record is from RefSeq and is a predicted model, not a curated record. Gene Ontology annotation, cellular component: nucleus. The transcript is spliced from 6 exons. Bases 425 to 2278 code for a protein of 617 amino acids.
AUCGCGCGGGUCGUCGUCUUCGUUCGCGGCGCGCGCGAAAAGGGUUUGUCGUCGGCUUUGAUUUUUAUUUUUUUGGCGCGAGCCGACCAUCUGCCAUCUGCGGCGGCCACCGCCGGCCACCGUCCGCGCCGCGGCUCAAGGUCGUCGUCGUCGCCGCCGCCGCCACGUCAUUUACGUAUUUUCGCCUCCUCCGCAUCGGCGCCCACACGACUUUUUCCCACCACGACCGGCCGGCGGCGGAUGACUGCCGUGGCCGUACCGUUGCGGCGGUGUCACGUUUCCGAGACUCGCGCGUUUACAUCGUUACAGCAGCUCGACGAGGGACCGUCGCCAAACGCGCGAUCAGUGUGAAACGAUCUGCACCGCUUCGACUUGAUAAUAUCGUCGCCGGUUCCGUAGUCGGCUAUUAUGCGUUGUGGUCGCGAUGGAACAAGUGGUCGCGCUCGUUUACAACAACGGCUCAUCGGAGGAACUGCAACAGCCGCCGAGUCCCGUGGUUCCGCAGCCGCCGCCGCCGCAGCAGCCGCCCAGGACGGCGGAAGAAGAAGACGGCGAGGAUCGCAGCAGCGCCGCGUUCUUCUGUAACACCGAGUACAGUUUUAUCCAUUACAACUAUCAAACAAAUAGUUAUGUGCAAUACGACGUCAAACCACAAAAUGAUAUUACAUCACAAGAAGGAUUUCAGGAUGAUUUAUCUCAAAGUUCAUUCAGCAACGACACUCCACCGGACCAGUCCGAUACCAAAAGACAUUAUUGCGAAUUCACUGGGUGCAAAAGAACGUACAGCACCGUGGGAAAUCUCCGUACACAUAUGAAGACACAUAAAGGUGAAUACCGGUUCAAGUGUAACAUAAUUGACUGCGGUAAACCGUUUUUGACGUCAUACAGUUUGAAAAUUCAUGAACGUGUGCAUACGAAACAAAAACCAUUUGUUUGUACUAAGGAGGAAUGUCAAAAAGCUUUCAACACCGUUUACAGGCUACGAGCUCACCAACGCUUGCACACUGGUGAUACUUUCGACUGUAUUCAAGCAGGCUGUGGCAAGUGUUUUACGACUUUCAGUGAUCUAAAAAAGCAUUACAGAACGCACACGCAAGAACGACCAUACAAAUGCGCAGAAGAAGGUUGUGGUCGAGCGUUUACGGCCAGCCAUCAUCUAAAAACGCACAAGCGGACGCAUUCGGCUGACAAAUUGUACACGUGCGACCGACCGAAUUGCAACAAGUCGUUUCCUGGAAAGGCUAGUCUUAAGACGCACCAGCGGAGUCAUGAUGUUUGGGACGAAUCGGAGACUCUGUCAGAUUUUGCCGACGACUUGUUACAGCAUUUCGACAGUGAAACCAACAGCACGACAUCGGAAUUCUUAAAAUACCAAAGUCAACUAGUCAUACCGCUGUCGAAGGCCAACAUCGAAGCCCUAAAACGAUGCGAAACGGCCGAGGUGGAGGUGGACGCAUACCUUUCGGGCAUCGCGAUACGGACGUUCACGGGGGCGGGCCAGGAUUCGAGCACGGCCACUGUGCAAAAGAUGAUCCUGGCCGAGCCGGACGACGGGAUGCCGGUAAAGCUGUCGGUGGAGUGCAACGUGGACGUGCAAAAGGUCGGCCAGGACGCCAACGGUACGAUCAGCCUGUGCGUGAUGGACAACGGCGAGUUGAUGUCCAGCCUGCUGAUGAUGCCGGUGAUCAACGGCGCCAGCUACGAGACGGUGACGGAGGACGACUCGAGCCAGCCGCCGGCCAUGUCCAUAGCCACGGAGAAAGUGCAGGAACUGCAGUUCGUCGACGAGCCCGUCCGGCAGACGGUGACGGCCGUCGAACAGUCGGACGCCGAACCGCGGGCGGGCGCUGCCGUCGAGCUCAUACCGUUCGACGACAUCCUCGUGUCCAAGCCGGACACGGAUUUCGCGGUGUGCGAACCGCACCACGGGGUGGCCACCGACGAACCGCUGCACGUGGCCGAAGAGUUCAGCGUCGAGGAGCUCAUACUCAGCCUGGCCGACAACGCGGAUCAGUGUCUCGACAGUUCGGUCGCCUCGCUCAUGGUAAGUCCGCAGCUGGAAGUGUUCGAGCCCACGUUUCCGGUGCCGGCGCCCGCGCUUCCGCAACAACAGGCGCUCGAGUCCGCUUUUCCGCCGGCCGGAAAUUGCAGCAGUCCCGCCGCAGCUCCCAUCGCCACGGCAGCCGCGGCGUCCUGUUCGCUGACCGUGGCCUGCAACACCCGCAAACAGCUCAGGAAGGUGCUGGAACACAGACGGCCCGCGAGCAUAUCGCACUAAAGUCCGACGCGAUGCAUCGCACGCACUUUAUAAUGCAGUCGAGUCGCAUAAAAUAUAAUAUGUAUAUUAUAUACGAUCGUUAAACAGCAUACAACGAAUAAAAUAUACUGAGCUAGUAUUAUUAGAACACAAUUAUCGGCGAACCGUUAAACUUUAGCGACCUAUAUUAAAAUUGACAAACGUUUUAUGCGAUUCGGCGCACACGUGUGUUAGGUACCUAUAUUAAAAGUUAAACAGCUAUUAUAUUAUUUAAAACCUCGUAAUGACCGCUAGGAAACGUACCGGUAAUUUUUUACAACGAAUUUAAUACAUUUUAUUGUAUGACGUAUAUUUUUACUACUAAAUUAAUUUUAUGUUUUUUUACUCGCUUAUUAUGUUUUUCAUAGUAUUGGUUAGAAAAAAAAAAUCAUACUCAAAUUUUAUGUCUUUGGGACGUCCGUUAGGUUAGGUUAUUGAAAUGAGGAACAUUUAGCCUAUUACAUUACAUAGGUACUCACUACGAAUAUGUAUUUAAUCUAUCCAUAGCAUUUAUGAUUUAACUUUUACAUAUUACAUUCAUCUCUUAACCCAUUCAAUUUCUGUAUUUUAACAUGUAACAAGCUGUGAUUCAAUAACGAUUAUAUAGUACCUAUAAUUUUACUAGAUAUAUUCGUUAUGAUUUUACACAUUUUUAGAUAUAGUAUAUAGAUGACUUUGUAUUAUUUAUACCUAUUCAACUACAUAUUAUACGCUGUAUACCCUACAUCGUACUAAUAUCUAUAUUAUAGAUUCUAUAAGAAAGAUUUUAGAGGUAGGUAGUCUAGGAAAAGUACUAUACAUAUUAUAGGAUAGGACUGAUUGUUUGAUAUGUUUUUCACUCUAACACUCAAUGAAAUUAAUGAUUUACUUACUACUGCAUUUAUAUUCUAGUUUUAUUUAUACAUCAUCUCUUUAGUAUAUUAUAUUAUAUCUUAUUUAUCAUAGUUAGUAACGAAAAUAUAAUACUUAAAAGAUACGGUUCUGGGACACUAUAUUGAAAUGACAUAAUACUAUAUUAUAACUCUAACAAGAUUUUAAUACUUAUAUAUAUAUACUAUAUUAUAUCUGUGUAUAAUUUAUUUUGUGUCGAGAAAAAUUAUUUUGUACUGUCACCUUUGUAUGACUAACCAUGUAAUGACUUUUUGACGUUUAAUAUAUAAACUAAAUGUGGUAUGAGUUAUCAAAAUCGGGACCGAGCUUACUAUAUAUUAUUUAUAACCUCGAGUAGGCUUAUUCUACUACGGUGCCAAAUUAUUUUUACCGGAAUUUAACUCACACAAAACGAAAGUGAUACUCUAGUUUUGAACUCCUUACUUUUUUAUUUUAAUUAUUGUUUAAAGUAAAAGUUUGUUAUUUUUGUGUAUUCAUAAAUGUAUUUUUUUGUAGUCAUACAAAAUAAUGUUGUAAUUUUGUAUUACUGAUAUUUAAUAGGUGUAGUCUACGUAUUUUAUUGUAGACGGAUAAAACCUCGCUCAUUUAAUUCUUGUUUUUGUUUAUACUUCAUUUCAACUUGUAUAUUUGUUGUUUCGAAAUAAACAAUAUUGACUUACAUUGAAAAAAA